Messenger RNA from Suillus plorans, 2664 nucleotides. Its product is annotated as P-loop containing nucleoside triphosphate hydrolase protein. The transcript has 10 exons. The record is from RefSeq and is a predicted model, not a curated record. Gene Ontology annotation, molecular function: ATP binding; ATP-dependent chromatin remodeler activity. NCBI's taxonomy places the organism in Eukaryota, Fungi, Basidiomycota, Agaricomycetes, Boletales, Suillaceae. Bases 1 to 2664 code for a protein of 887 amino acids.
AUGCCCACCAUAACCACGGCCGGGGCCCUUCUAGCUCUCGGGGCGCUUUCUCCGAAUGAAGGAGACCCUACGGAUGAUGACUUGGUGCCUACCUCUGGGGAGCACGGGGAGAUCAAGGUCCUCCACCCUCCUUGGUGUUGGCCUAAGUGGCAAGAACGCACUGGUCUUACUUCAGUUCCCUUUCCAGCAGUAGCAGUAACCGCGGAGACCUCGAGCCCCUGGAGGACUUCUGAGGCAGCUGAGGCAGUCUCAACUUUUAUUUCUAACUUCUGGGCUCUCUCGGAGGCAGAGCAAGUCAAUUAUAUCAGAUGCCUACCUGACAAUGACGCCAAGGGGCGUGACUUGUGGCUGAGCUUCUUCAAUGCCCAGUGGAGCCACUGGAAAGUCAUUAGCACCUUGGACGCCAUUUUGGUAGAGCGUGCUCUGGAUCCGUAUUCAAUCAUGAGACGUAUGAGGAUCUCGAAUCUUCCAGAACUUGCUACUUCUCAAAUAACCUUGGCCUACCCUAGCAUCGGAGAAGCACUUUUUGGCGUGGACGCCUUCACGGAGGAUCACAUCGCUCUUAAGGAGCCCGUUCGACGCUUCAUCGACAACCUUAUGCGUCCUGAUACAGAGCUCAUUAGAACCUGGCUGAAGGGCGUAGAGGGACUCGCUAAGAUUCUCACUCGCUAUGGGGACAAGGAGUCCCUCAAGAACCUAGCAGAGCAGCGGGAAACCCUUAGCGACAUACUUCAAGUUUUAGGUAUAGAUCACAAGGGCCAAAACCAGAUGCGUUUACCCAAGCCACUGAGGGACGCCAUUCGUUUCCUAGCAUCGGAGAAAGAUAUCACACUGCUGGCAGCCUCAAUUCAGGAACAGCUUAAGCUCUGCGAUCCUGACGCUGAGGCCUCUGAUUCUGUACCUGAACUCAACCUUGACGGCGAGGAUAGUUGUGACUUUGAGUGGUCGGAAGGGGUGGAGGCAUUCAAGGAUGUGUCGGAGGACCACCUUUGGACCCUCCUGGGGAUUCCAGACCAGUGUUUGCCAUUUUUCAACGCUCUUCAAGAUCCCUAUGGAAACCACGAUCCAUGGACCGAGGAGGGAGAGGACUGGUUCAAAAGCUCUGGAAGGGGAGAGCGCCUAGCUCUCCGCUGGCAUCAACUGGUUGGGGUGACCAGGAUGGUCCAGAACGCUUUUUCUGGAAAGCCUAUCUUACUCAUGGACGAAGUGGGAUUAGGAAAAACUAUCCAAGUCACGGCUUUAAUUGCCAUACUGGCAUUUUAUCGCGAGUAUUAUACAGCUAAUGGGUGCUUUCCAGGAAAAAUAGGCAAGGGCGACGCCCUCAACAUUCCAGAUCUUCCCAUCAUUUUGGUCAUGCCAACAACUUUAAUCCAUCAGUUUACUUCGGAGUUGCACCGAUACCUUCGGCGAGGAAGCUUUGAUAUUCUGCCUUACAAAGGCAUGUGGAGUAAGGAUCGAGCUUUGUGGUGGAAGAACAUUUGGACCAUGCCCAAGCUGCCUGAAGGACGACGGAUCCUUAUCAUCCCUCCUAAAGCGUUGGAGUCUGACUUUGAACACGUCUUGGAGGCAAGCAACUUCACCCCCACCCAAAGUCCUCGACAGAGGGCUAGUUACCCCACUGAAGCCUCUACUACGGUGUACGGUCGGCGCUUCUUGCUGGUGGGGAUAGACGAGGCCCAAAGCCUCAGAAACAUCAAAAGAAGUUAUUGGGCCUUAUUUUCCCUUCGUGAGAGAUCCGAAUCCAUUGUUGCCAUGACGGCCACCCCGAUCACUAAUCGACCGAUGGUAAGGGACAGGGACAGGACCAUCGUCACGGCAAACCUCAAGGGCGAUGCCCAAGUUCAAGUUCCUAGUCUUUACCGAAACCAGAUGCUGAAGUGGAUCAGCAUCAUUCGUCAGCGAUUUUCAGGUGUUGUGAUUCAUCGCUCCGUCUGGUCAGUUGACAACCUCGGCGUCCGAAUUUCCGGCUUGGCUGCAUUCCAGGAGCAUUCCCUCUUGGUAAGGCUAUAUAAGCACGAGGUGACGAACCUCGAGCUAAUCGCCGAAGAACUAGUUGGGAAGGGAGGCCUCUCUACAGCGGCAAAGUUUGCCGGUGGUUCGGAGUGGAAUGAGGACCCCUCUCGAAAACUAGAUACCCUGGUAGAGGUUAUCCGAUGGCAUCUCGCACUGGAUGCCCGAGCUCCGCUAAGGGUUGUGGAGGACAACCUUGUACCUUCGGCUAUUUCAGCCAAUUCAGCCAAUGAGAACAGCCUAGCAGGUGGAGCGCCUUGUGACAAAGUCCUGGUGUAUUGCGCCUUUCCAUCUAGUUACACCCAGGUCAUGAAGGUUCUACAACUUCAUGAGAUCCAGGCGUUGCAGAUCCACGGCAAAAUAACCAUCCCGGCUAGGACGGAAAUCAUCACUAAAUUCAAAAACAGCGGACGGGAUGGGCCUCGGGUAUUGAUCGUCUCCAAUGACUGCCUCUGGUCAGCCACCGAUGAAGGCCAGCUGAUUGGGCGGAUCUAUCGCCCCCCCCAGCAGAAGACCGUCCAUGUUUACCGACUUGUUGCCGCAGACACCCAAGAUGUUUUUUUAAAUAGCCUCUCCUUCGACAAGGCCGCCGUGUUGAAUGCCUUUACUGGCGCAACGCCCAGCUUAAGUAAGCUUUACGUUUGGCUGGUGUAA